Messenger RNA from Neocloeon triangulifer, 2910 nucleotides. Its product is annotated as acyl-CoA synthetase short-chain family member 3, mitochondrial. Bases 632 to 2785 code for a protein of 717 amino acids. The transcript is spliced from 13 exons. The record is from RefSeq and is a predicted model, not a curated record. Lineage: Eukaryota; Metazoa; Arthropoda; Insecta; Ephemeroptera; Baetidae.
CAGACAGUGAUUGGAGACUUGUUCUGAAUAUAAUUUCUUCCAAAUAAUUUUUAUCCUCAUAAAAUCGCACCAAUUUAUCCUUGCGAAAAUUUUAUUUUUGUAACAAAAAUUUCUCUACCAUAAAUUUAAAAAUAAAAAUUGCGUAUUUUUAAAAGAUUGAUCAAAAGAGAUAAUUAAAAUAAUGUGUCGUUAAACUAAAUUGAUUACUUAUAAAUUCCAUUAUUUUAUUAAAAUAUUAUCGUAAUAUAAUGCAAUUUUAUGCAUUAUUAUUACUAAACGCGCCUUGGAGCAAAGGAGCGUUUGCUUAAAAAGAGGCUUGCCGAGGCGCGGUUUGACCACGGAGCGCGUCAAGGCACCGUUCUGAUACUCUGCGUAAUAUGUUUCUACUUCCGCAAGCUUCCUUGAGGACCCACUGCUUUUACUAUGUCCUCUGUCAAUUCAUUAUAAUUUUACUUUCAUUGUGGUGGGGCUGAAUUUUCAAUCGAUUGCGUGGGAAAAUAUUUAUUCAAAUUAUCUCUAAACUUUUGACGCUUGACUUUUAAUUCCGUGGCACUCGCAAAAGGGUAAGUGCAACAUUUAAAUUUGUGACAAAUUCUUUUAUUGAUUUUGAUAGAAAUUUUAAAAUUAAAUUAUGUUAUCUACCAUGACAGACACAAGACUAAGUGAGCUUACCACGGACAAGACAGAUAUGGAAAAGAAAGCUGAAGGUUGGGGCAUCCCUCCUGAAAAUCCAGAAAAAGCAGACAUUCCGUCGGAAGACGAGGAAACGGAAGAAGUGAGGAAAAAAGCCAGAGAGACAAGUAAGAGAAUAGUUCCAGCAGGAGAGCUGGAUGCUUACCACAGAGUGAUGAAGCGGAGCCUCCAAGAGCCCGAGGUCUUCUGGGCAGAGGUGGCCAGUGAGAUUAGCUGGAGCAAACCUUGGGACAAGGUGCUCGACAACUCCAAAGAGCCCUUUUCUCAAUGGUUUUGUGGCGGAGAGCUGAAUGUGUGCUACAAUGCUGUAGACAGGCACGUCCUGGCAGGACGGGGGGACAAAGUGGCCCUUAUCCAUGAUAGCCCUGUCACCAACUCGUUGAGACAUGUCACUUACCGAGAACUGCAGCAACAAGUCAGUCUGUUGGCUGGUGCCCUUCUGAACCUAGACGUCAUUAAAGGUGACAGGGUGCUGAUUUACAUGCCCAUGAUUCCGGAGGCAAUUUUCGCAAUGCUUGCAUCGGCCAGAAUCGGUGCCAUUCACUCUGUAGUUUUUGGAGGCUUUGCUGCCAGGGAGCUGUGCGCCCGUCUGGAGCACUGCCGCCCCAAAGUGGUGAUUUUGGCUAAUUGCGGUGUUGAGCCGACCAGGGUGGUGCCGUAUCGAGCCAUCCUGCACCAGGCGUUGGCCAUGUGCCGCUCAUCCAUCCUGGAGCCGCCGCCAGGGGAGGGCAUAACCUGCCUCCUGUACCAACGCCCUGGCAUCUUUUGCCCCACCACCCCCACCGCCCUCCUGCCUCCGGGAGUGCGCAUCGUGGCUUGGGAGGCCGCCUUGGCCAGAGCUUGUCCCGCGCCCUGUGUGCCGGUCGAGUCUUCGCACCCCCUCUACAUUCUCUACACCUCAGGCACCACAGCUCAUCCAAAAGGUGUGCUGCGACCUUCCGGGGGACAUGCAGCCGUUCUGGGGUGGACCAUGCGGAAAAUCUAUGGCAUGAAACCUGAUGACGUUUGGUGGGCUGCAUCUGACAUGGGAUGGGUGGUGGGACACUCGUACAUUUGCUAUGCGCCUUUGAUCAACGGAAACACAUCUUUGAUGUACGAAGGGAAACCUGACAGGACUCCUGAUGCUGGCCAAUAUUUCAGGCUAAUCGAGCGCCACCGAGUUAGCGCCCUUUUCACUGCUCCUACGGCUUUAAGAAUAAUCAAACGAGAGGAUCCGGGAGUUGCUUUAGGCAAAAAGCAUGACUUUAAAUCCCUCAAAUACCUUUUUGUUGCUGGCGAAUAUUGUGAUUCUGAGACGAGACUUUGGGCUGAGCAGGCUUUCAAGGUGCCAGUUUUGAAUCACUGGUGGCAAACGGAAACUGGCCACGCCAUCACAGCCACUUGUGUUGGUUUCGGACAUUCCCUGAAGCCCCCAGAAUUUAGCACUGGGUUACCCUUUCCUGGUUUUGAUGUGAGAGUUUUGAGAGAGGAUGGUACUGAAGCCAAUCGAUGUGAGCUUGGACGAAUUGCGUGCAAGUUGCCGCUGCCGCCAGGUGUCAUGAGCACCCUUUACGAAGCCAACGGCAGGUUCAAAACCACAUACUUCAGCAAAUAUGAGGGAUACUAUGAUACCAUGGACGCAGGGUACAUUGACAACGAUGGCUACGUUUAUGUAACAGCCAGAGACGACGAUAUAAUUAAUGUUGCUGGGCACAGACUUUCAACGAACGCCAUCGAAGAUGUUGUCAUGACCCACCCGUGUGUUGUGGAUGCUGCUGUGGUUGGAGUCCCAGAUGCUACAAAGGGACAUACACCCCUCUGCCUCUAUGUUAUGGCCCCUGGAAACUGCCUUGGUGAAGAAGAUUUGAACACUGAAUUGUUCCAACUGGUGAGGGAAAUGAUAGGGCCCAUCGCUUCAUUCAACAAAGCUGUAGCUGUUCAGGCGAUUCCAAGAACUCGAUCGGGCAAAAUUCCUCGCAAUUCAAUUUCUCAGCUUGCUUCGUCAAGUCUUAAAAAGAUACCCAGCACUGUUGAGGAUCCGAAUGUUUACUUUGAAUUAGCAACAACGCUGCAAAGAAUAGGCCUUGCCAAUAACAACGCUAAGCUACGAUAAAAUUUUUACAUCUUGAUUAUGAUGUUUGCAAACUUUUUUGGGAAUUUUAUUAUAUGUUGUGAAAUUUUUGUAUUUAAUGAUAAUGAUAUAAGGAAAUAAAGUUCUUAAUUUUUUUAGAUAUCAUA